ACUAAACCCUAGCUGAAAGCAAGAUGCGCUGUUAUCCAUCAAAGCCAUUAUUCUUCCAACUGUAUUAGGGUUAAAGAAUAUUCAAUAGGAUCCUGCAGGAAUGGGUCAUCCAACCGAGAAGAGAGAUCUGUAUGAUGCUGAUCAUGGAAAGAAAGUAUUAAGCAUGGCACCUGGACUGGAGCGACUUAACAUCCUUCCCUUCAAGCUGCUGCUUAUGAUAAAACUCAAGGCAAAAUGGCAUUUUUUUUAUCCCUCGAGGCCUCAGGACUUCCUUUUCAUAUCUGGCACGAAGAGGCAAACACUUACAAGGAACAAAGAGAACCCUCCCGAAUGAUUCAUGCGCCCUAGUGGCUGGAAGGUGCUAAUCGACUACUAUGACAGUAUGGCUUCUGCGGACAACGGUAAAGUCCCAGAAGCAGUUCCAGCCUAAGCCUAAGCCUAAUCUUGUCUCUUAUGUGUGAUCAAGAUUACCUGAUUAGUCUCCUUUGUGAGAUCAAGAUUUCCUAAGAAUCUCUCACCUGUUUCGAAUAAAACCGUGUGAGGCACUGGUGCAGAGAAACGAUACUCGCCUCAACUGUAAUUAGCGCCGUGUAAUUGCAUCUUGCAUCACUGCAUUUGUGCACUCCCACGGCGCAUUGUAUCAUAUGUGGUUUUCUUCUACGGAACAUAAUUGUGCUAUGCCUUUGUUUUGUUAAAAUAUUCCUCUAUGGUAUAUGCACUAGUUAUGGUUUAAGAUGCUGGAUCCAAAAGAAA
This is a messenger RNA of Malus domestica (apple), 753 nucleotides long. Lineage: Eukaryota; Viridiplantae; Streptophyta; Magnoliopsida; Rosales; Rosaceae. The record is from RefSeq and is a predicted model, not a curated record.